GCGAGCGCAGUCCCACGUCACUGUCAAACACAAAUUGACGUUUCAAUUUGACAGCCGCCUCCGUCCGCCGACCGACCUCCGCGGACACAAACAAAACGAAACGACGACCAACAUCAACCGGCAUCGCGACUGACAUGGAAUUAAGAAAUCAUCGGGGUUUCGCUUCAAGAAUAACUCAAUAAAUAUUUAUGCCAUAUUCAGAGGCCGCGUCGACCGCGCCUGACAUUCAAAUAAUCGUCGCCGGCGACGUUGAAGCGCAUGUUUUAAUGAAUUUUAAUCGCGGACCUGCAUAGUAAUUCGAGAGCAUUGUGCCGCGUUCGAAGGAGGGCCGACCCGAAUCAAAUAAACAACAGCGAUCAGUCGGGGAGAUGGCUUUCGAGGACCGCUGCAGUCCUAACCAGGCGACCAGCCCGGGUCCAGUGUCGGGGCGCGUGCCUGCGCCGCAUGCGGAGAGCCCCGUCGGCUACCGGUCGCCCAGCCAGUAUACUUGUACCACCAUAGACGCCCGCUACGACCGCGGCAUGCCUAAUAUCACCAUGAUCAAGGUGCAGCCGAGCUCGCCACCUCCGAGCCCCGACCGGCACCAUGAGAUGGAGUACCAGAACUACUACAGACCGGAGACACCGGACGUCAAGCCGGUCAUAAACCCGGACGACAGGUUCGAGCCGGACAAGAGGCGACAACAGCCGACGGCGCCGAUAGCCUUCUCUAUUAGUAACAUUCUACACCCGGAAUUCGGUCUGAGCGCAAUUCGGAAGACGAAUAAAAUAGAGGGUCCGAAGCCGGCGGGGCCCAACCACAGCAUGCUGUACAAGCCGUACGACUUGUCGAAACAGAAUGAGUACCAGAAGUAUAGUUUCGAUUACCUGAAGUCUAAGGAGCCUAGCGACUUCAACAGUCUCCCGCCGCUGGGUGGGCUGCGGCAGACGGUGUCGCAGAUCGGAGAGCUGGUGAGCAAGGAUAAGGAGGUGCAGAAAGUGGCGGAGCAGCGAAGGCCGGACUCUGCCAGCUCGCUGGUGUCCUCGGCGUCUAGCGGCGCGCCCUCUACAUGCAGCACGGAUGCCCCCAGUCAGGCUUCCGGCAAUUCCGCGCUGUGGCCCGCCUGGGUCUACUGCACUAGAUACAGUGACCGACCUAGCUCCGGUCCUAGAAGUAGAAGGAUGAAAAAGAAGAUGAAUCCAGAAGAGAAGAGACCUAGAACAGCCUUCAGUGCAGCGCAACUCGCGAGGCUAAAGCACGAGUUCGCUGAGAACCGGUACCUUACGGAGCGGCGGCGACAGGCGUUAGCAGCGGAACUGGGCCUAGCCGAGGCACAGAUCAAGAUCUGGUUCCAGAAUAAGCGAGCGAAGAUAAAGAAGGCUUCAGGUCAGAGGAACCCGCUCGCGCUCCAGCUGAUGGCGCAGGGACUGUAUAACCAUAGUACCGCCACUGAAAGUGAUGAAGAUGAUGAAGAAAUUAGUGUCACAUAAAUUGGUGAUGAAAUGUGAAAAAAGUAUUAAAAAUUUGUAUCAUGUAUACUUAUUUAUAUACCA
Messenger RNA from Papilio machaon (common yellow swallowtail), 1532 nucleotides. RefSeq names its product segmentation polarity homeobox protein engrailed. Lineage: Eukaryota; Metazoa; Arthropoda; Insecta; Lepidoptera; Papilionidae. Gene Ontology annotation, molecular function: RNA polymerase II cis-regulatory region sequence-specific DNA binding; DNA-binding transcription factor activity, RNA polymerase II-specific. The record is from RefSeq and is a predicted model, not a curated record. The transcript has 3 exons. Gene Ontology annotation, biological process: multicellular organism development; regulation of transcription by RNA polymerase II; neuron differentiation. Gene Ontology annotation, cellular component: nucleus. Bases 369 to 1469 code for a protein of 366 amino acids.